AGAAGCAGAGCAGCAGCAACAUCGAUCGGAGGAAGCUGCAGCACAGAGCAAACAACGAAAAGCGAAGUCUUCAAUAGCAACGCACUGGUACCUUGGUAGUAGCUAGCACGAGCAGUAGCGGUGAGCUUGCUAUUCAAAAAAUCUCACUUAUUAGUGAAGUGUUCGCAAGCUUAAGAAGUCAUCCGUCAUCCUAGUCUGGAAGAAAUCAUUCCAAGCUUGGGCCUCCGCCUCGGCAGGUAAUCACAAAAAAUUCCUUGAGCCAGAAACUUCUUUAGAUCUAAUUUAUCCUGGUUGACUACGCUCUGUCACCUUUGGGAGGUGGUUUCUGUGUUUCUUUUGCUAAUCAAACAUGCAACCAGACGAAGUAGUAGGCCUAUGAUUUGACAACUCAUAUAUUAUGUCAAGCAAACAACUUUUCCUGUGGCAAAAACAGAAGGGUCGCAAAAAAUGUGCUUGCUCUUGUUUCAGGCCUACCGUGGCACGUAAUUGCAAAUGGAACGCCAAUCUACUAUCACACCAUGGGACCUGGAGUGCAUGCUAUAUGACGAAAUGGCGAAGCCCAAGGCCCUGCCACUGUCACUUCUGAAAGAAAUCACAAAUGGUUUCUCUCCUGAGAAGCAAAUUGGCUACGGUGGGUUUGCAGUGGUUUACAAGGGAAUUCUUGAGAAUAGGACCAUCGCGGUGAAAAGGAUGUCCAAUACAUACAAGUAUGAGAAGGAGUUCCUCCGAGAAGUCGAAUGUCUCAUGAGGGUGAAGCACCAAAAUGUUGUACGGUUUCUGGGAUAUUGUUCUGAUACACAAGGGAGUAUGGAAACUUAUGAUGGAAAAUUGGUUAUGGCAGAUGUACAACAAAGGUUGCUAUGCUUCGAGUAUCUUCCUAGAGGGAGUCUUCGUCAGUAUAUCACAGAUACAUCUUGUGGACUUCAAUGGAGAGAUCGUUAUCAAAUUAUAACAGGAAUUUGCCAUGUGUUAAAUUAUCUUCAUCGGAAUAAUAUUAUCCACUUAGAUCUAAAGCCUGAGAAUAUAUUGUUGGAUCAUAAUUUGCUACCAAAAAUUACUGAUUUCAGCCUAUCAAGGUAUUUUGGUGCAAUGCAAAGCCGGGCUACUACCGUUCAAAUAGGUGGAACGUUGUAAGUCUGCUAAGCCUCUAGAAAGUUCAAUCUUUUAUCCUUUAUCCUUUAGACCAACACUG
Molecule: messenger RNA, 1192 nt
Organism: Triticum dicoccoides
Lineage: Eukaryota; Viridiplantae; Streptophyta; Magnoliopsida; Poales; Poaceae
Product: G-type lectin S-receptor-like serine/threonine-protein kinase SD1-13
Exons: 4
Coding region: 493-1134 (213 amino acids)
Biological process (GO): protein phosphorylation
Molecular function (GO): ATP binding; protein kinase activity
Source: RefSeq, a predicted model, not a curated record